Molecule: messenger RNA, 685 nt
Organism: Sinocyclocheilus grahami
Lineage: Eukaryota; Metazoa; Chordata; Actinopteri; Cypriniformes; Cyprinidae
Product: coxsackievirus and adenovirus receptor homolog
Exons: 5
Coding region: 14-685 (223 amino acids)
Source: RefSeq, a predicted model, not a curated record
UGAAUGGGAGGAAAUGGCACAAAAAAAGUUGUCCAAAGAUGACUGUACAAAAACACUGCUGCAACACAAGAUGUAUGAAAUGGCCUUGCGUGAGACUUACAAGUUUGUCCCCGUCCUCCUCAUUUAUGAUAUUGACUGCGCUCGCCAUGCUUUUUCUCAAAAUGUGACAGCAGCAAUGAAAGUGACCUCGAGUGGGCCACAAACUUUGCAGAUGGCUCAAGGGGAACCGGUUACACUAGACUGCACCUACACGUCAAGUCAAGCAGACAUAGGCGAGCUUGACAUUGAGUGGUCAGUUGUCAGCCCAGACACCACAAAAAAAGACCAGAUGAUCAUAUCAUACACAGGUGGAAGGAGAUAUACCCAUGGUGACCGUGAUUUAAUGAAAGGUGUGGACUUCACAGCUACAGACCCUUCCCAGGGAGACGCAUCUCUAUCGAUCGCCUCACUGACUGCCACUCACGAUGGAACGUAUCAGUGCAAAGUCAAAAAGGCACCUGGGGUGGACAGCCGGAAAAUAUCACUGAUUGUGAUGGGUAAUGUCACUUAUAUCUACCGAAUCUCCAGCUUUCGUUCAGGUGUGGCCUACAGCCAGGUGGGCCAAACCCAAAAUGAGCAUCCGCCCUCCACUAACACCAGCUACAGCACUGCAAAGUAUGACAGCAGGUUUGGCUAUGCUGUAUGA